AUGGAAGAAUCAUCCGUAUCAAGUAGUAAUGGUAAUACUGUCAAUAAGCGUCGAUCCUUUUUUGGUUUUGGCUCGUUAUCUUCAGCUUCAUCAUCGUCAUCAACAAAUGGUAGUACAAACCAUAACAAUAAACAACGUAAUAGUAGCAGCAGUAACUCAAUGCAGGUAGCGCAACAUCAGCAACCAUCGCCAACAACAGCCGAGAAUACCAGUGCGUCUACUGGGUCAGCAUCAGUAUUACAGCAUAUAAAAGAAGAGGAAGAAGAAGAUAAACACAAUGAUAGAAUGAGCGCCGAAGAGAAAGAACGAAAUUUUCUUCGUCAACAAUACCUCAAUUAUGAUCGCAUCAUUCUUGCCCAACGCAACCCAAUAGGAAGUGACGGUCGACCAAAACGUCCUAAACUUAAAAUCGACGAUUUCCAUCUUUUACGUACACUAGGCACUGGCUCUUUUGGUCGUGUGCAUCUUGCUCAGUCGAAACACAAUGGCCGCUUUUAUGCCAUCAAAGUAUUGGAGAAAGCCAAGCUUGUGCGAUUGAAGCAAGUGGAGCAUACCAACUCUGAAAAGCAUAUUCUCGAAACAGCUGCUCAUCCUUUUAUGGUGAAUUUAUGGGGUACGUUUCAAGAUGAUCGAAAUUUGUACAUGAUUUUUGAUUAUGUACCAGGAGGAGAGUUAUUUAGUGUUUUAAGAAAGAAUCAUCGUUUCCCGGAUCAUGUCGCUAAAUUUUACGCAGCGGAAGUGCUACUAGCACUUGAAUAUUUCCACUCAAAGCAUAUUGUCUAUAGAGACCUCAAGCCGGAAAACCUGUUACUGGAUUCACAAGGACAUAUCAAAAUUACCGAUUUUGGGUUUGCAAAAUACGUGCCUGAUGUAACCUGGACAUUGUGUGGUACACCCGAUUAUUUAGCUCCGGAAAUAAUCCAGUCCAAAGGAUACGGUAUGGCAGCAGAUUGGUGGAGCCUGGGCAUCCUCAUCUUCGAAAUGUUGGCAGGUCAUCCACCUUUUUAUGAUGAUGAUCACUUGAAACUUUACGAAAAGAUUAUUGCAGGCAAAAUCCGAUGGCCUAGUUAUUUCGAUCCACAUGCAAAAGACUUGCUGAAGCGCCUUUUAACAGCCGACUUAUCACGCCGUUAUGGCAACUUAAAAGGAGGAGCAGAAGAUAUAAAACGCCAUAAAUGGUUCGCAGGAGUAGAUUUCAUAAAACUGGCUAACCGACAAGUGAAAUCACCCUAUAUACCAAAGAUCCGUUUCGAAGGUGAUGCAUCACAUUUUGAUACCUAUCCAGAAGAGUCAACUCUAAACUAUGGUGUGGUGGGGGCAGGUCCUGAUCCAUAUCGUGAAAAGUUUCCAGAUUUCUAG
Messenger RNA from Mycotypha africana, 1359 nucleotides. RefSeq names its product camp-dependent protein kinase 1. Gene Ontology annotation, biological process: peptidyl-serine phosphorylation. Lineage: Eukaryota; Fungi; Mucoromycota; Mucoromycetes; Mucorales; Mycotyphaceae. The coding region runs from base 1 to 1359 and encodes 452 amino acids. The transcript is spliced from 4 exons. The record is from RefSeq and is a predicted model, not a curated record. Gene Ontology annotation, cellular component: cAMP-dependent protein kinase complex; nucleus. Gene Ontology annotation, molecular function: cAMP-dependent protein kinase activity; ATP binding.